AUGCAGCGUCCUCUCUGGAUUUUCCAAAUCCUUCUAUUCGUUGUCCUGGCAAAUGAGGCAAGGUCGGCCAAGACGCAUUAUCAUCGCUAUAUGCUGGCCAGUUACAGGUCGCAGCACAAUCCAAAGACCCAGAUGGACUACAAACGACGACGGACGGGGACGGGAAUGCAAAACAAUCAGGUGGCUCAGGAGGAAGAGCCGGUUCAGGGGGAACAGUCGGAACAAUCGGAGCAGCCGGCUCAGGAUGUCCCAAAACCGAGACUCCGGUACGGCACAUCCCAGGAACCCGUGGUUUUGAUGACCAAAUCUCAGAAGAAAGUGCCGCUGCAUGAGUUGAUGGUUCGCAUCUAUCAGCAUAACGAGUACAUCUGCAUGGGAACGGUGAUAUCCGAGAAGCUCGUGGUUACCACCUCCACCUGUUUUGAGGAUGCGUCAAACGAUGUGGUAACCAUGAAGAUGUACAACAACGAAGCGCUCGACGGGCACAGGAUUCCCCUGAACCAGACAUUCCUGAAGGGCGCAGACCCUUUGCUGGUCGCAAUUGAGCUUUCCAAUCCACCGAAAAAUUCCAGUGUCAUUGACGACACUGUUAAGCUUUGCAGCACCGAGCUGGAAAAUUACGAGCCCAUUGAGCUGCCACUUUGGAUAAGGAGUCGCCACAACAUUCACUCGCAGAGAUCGUUUGUCCUGCCGCUCCAGGAGUGCCUGCAUCGGAUGAAGGAUCCCGGAGCUCAUGUGGCCACCAGAACCAUGAUCUGCGCGAAGAAUAUGAAGUUUACGAGCCAAUGCCAACUGGCCAUCGGGAAUCCCCUGAUCCACGCUGAAAUGAUCUGUGGCAUCAACGUGGCGGGCCACAACUGUCCCGCUUUCACGGGAGUCGACUUGUACAUUCGAAUCUACGAUGCUCUGGAUUUCUCCAUACGUGGCAUGGAGCUCAUAAAAAACUCCCGAAUAGAAGAUACAAUUUUGUAAUGGGUUGUAAAAUGUUUUUAUUAAAAUUACUUAUUUGCUAAACACUUUUAAUUCAGUUUUGUAACGUUCUAAAAUAUACUCUUCCAAAUCUGCUAAGAUCUUUAAGUAAAUACCAUAACAAUUGAUUAUAAAAACCCAUUACAAAUCUGGAAAUAAAAAGGGAAGUUAAGUAGAGGUAGUUAGUCUUGAGAAGUCAGUUUGAAACGAAGCCAUGUUGAAAAAGGGAAUAUUUUUGCUAUUGGCUUUGCUGUACAUAACCAAAGACCAAAUUCGAAUCAACGAUUCUGGUCCUGGUCCAAAACACCAUAGGUUGAGGUAUAUGUUGGAUGACUGGAGUCCACAUUUCGGUUAUAGGCCAAGUCACUACGCCAGUAGUCAUGGUUGAAUCCAGGAUCUGGUGUUUUCUUUCAAAUGACUUUUUGAGAGCUCAAGCCAUUUUACACUUCUAAAAUGUACUCUUCCAGAUUUACGAUAAAACAAAUGUAAAUACCGUAAAUAAUUAAUGCAAAAUAAACCCAUUAGCAAUCAAA
Molecule: messenger RNA, 1502 nt
Organism: Drosophila rhopaloa
Lineage: Eukaryota; Metazoa; Arthropoda; Insecta; Diptera; Drosophilidae
Product: seminase-like
Exons: 1
Coding region: 1-972 (323 amino acids)
Biological process (GO): proteolysis
Molecular function (GO): serine-type endopeptidase activity
Source: RefSeq, a predicted model, not a curated record